This is a messenger RNA of Fusarium vanettenii 77-13-4, 2325 nucleotides long. RefSeq lists its product as uncharacterized. The record is from RefSeq and is a predicted model, not a curated record. Bases 131 to 2128 code for a protein of 665 amino acids. Gene Ontology annotation, biological process: regulation of DNA-templated transcription; DNA-templated transcription. Lineage: Eukaryota; Fungi; Ascomycota; Sordariomycetes; Hypocreales; Nectriaceae. Gene Ontology annotation, molecular function: DNA binding; DNA-binding transcription factor activity, RNA polymerase II-specific; zinc ion binding. The transcript is spliced from 6 exons.
GGGCUUGUCUCCUGCAUCUCUUCGUUGCCUGUGGAACAACCCAGUCUGGCAGCCACGAGAUAGGAACCAAGCUUUUGUCUGAAUCCGAGCCAUGCUUGCGUGCUGUCUCUGAUUCAGUGUCGUCUCCGCCAUGGUCCAGAAAAGGGCUUGUGAUGCCUGUCAUAAGAGAAAGAUCCAAUGCGAUUCCACCAGUUCCAAGACACCCUGCAACUGGUGUGAACAUCACGGCUUGGCUUGUACAUUUAACCGGAUUAGAGGCCGGAAGAAGAAGGCAAAGCCCAGAACCACUCAAACCUCCGAACAAAGUCUCGCAAAGAGACUGGAGCGCAUCGAAGAUGCAUUGGCUCAGACUCUUGCUCGUCAGCGUGGUACCGACACCUCAGUAACCUCAGUCCCCUCCAAGCCCUCAACUCCUACUUCCACAAGUGUAACAACAACACCAGCGCCUCAAACCAGCUUGGAUGAGACCACCAGGUCCUCGAUAACGACGCCGAGCGGCUUCACUAGCACCGUUUCAUUCGGUCAGAUUCAUUACGGUGGCUGCCACUUUGGGCGGAUCAGCCAACAUAAUGGCAUGCCGAUACUUUCUGCCGAAGGAAUGAAAUGGCUAUCGUCGAGGACUGGUGAGGAUGUUUCGUUUCAAAAGUUCCAACCCCUCUCUCCACGACAGCGACUAUUCUCAUCCACAUCCUCCAUCUCUAACUACUACAACAACCCUGCCGACCUCUACGAGCUUCCCGAUAGGAAGCUUGUCGACCAAAUCCUCCACGUAUACCUCCACUCCGCCUUUCGACUUGUUUUUCCCGUCAUCGACCGCGUCCUGUUUGAAGAUACCCUUACCUUGGCAUAUGAGUCCUCAACCGAGCCUCUAUCUCUUGACCAAAUCAGUGCCAAAUCUUGCGUUUAUGCCUUCAUCUCCAUCAUCUGUCUGUUUCAAGGCAGGGUGUCGGAGAUUCCUUAUCUCGACAGCGAUGCCUGUGCCCAGAAGGCACACUACCUUUUGACAGAUGCUCUUGAGGACACCAGCAUUACAAGUCUGCAGGCUGUCUUUAUGCUGCAUAUGCACCAAACCUUCUCUGGGCACUUGCAGUCGGCCGCCAUGUUGCAUGCCAUAGCUUGCCGCAUUAUUUUCAUGCUUGGUGGGCAUACAUAUACUCCCACCAAAGCCUAUGGCACCGAGGCCACUCGUGAAGAGCGCGAGGUACGACAACUCCGAAUGCUGUUUUGGCUGUGCUAUAUCUUUGACAAAGAUAUUGCCUUACGAACCGGCCAGCCCCCUUUGAUGUCUGAUGACUACUGCGAUCUCACCCUCCCUGAGGACUAUAUGAGUUGCUAUUUCUACCUACCAGAUCUCGAUGAGAACCUUACAUCACCAUCCUAUAACAAUGAACAUCUUAUGCCUCAUCUUCCAGGAGAUCCCCGCCUGAGCCACCUCAAGGACAAGACAAGUCGCCUCCUCUACUCAGCACAAGCUGCCAAGAAGUCGGAUGCAGAACUGCUUCGCGAUAUCCGUGAGCUCGAUGAAGAACUCGAAGCUUGGCGACUAUCGAUCCCACCGGACUUUCGACCCGCACUGUCGAUAACUGAAAAAUCCAAAGUAACGCUUGCGGGAAUGCAGCUUCCUCGAAGCAUGCGACACAUCACGUUGCAUCUGGAAUAUCAUCAUCUCAUGACUGCCAUCCACCGAGCUAGUGGGCGAUGCCUUGGCAUGUCUGAGAACAACUCUGAAGAUGGGGAAUGGAAGGGAGGCAUACAGUCUAGUAUUGCCCUGUCGUUGGAGGCGAGCCGGUCUACACUCGUGUACCUGAGGGCGGCCAUCGACGGGCUUGCGGGUGAAGCAUUCUGGGUCGUCGUCUUUUAUCCCACAGCCGCGAUGAUGAGUCUGUUUUUCAACCUUCUACUAAACCCGCUUGAGGAACAGGCACAGACAGAUCUGGAACUCCUCAGCUCCGCUGCAGAUUUAGUCAGGCAGUUACCCGUGAGGCGACUGACUCCUCACGAGCUUUCACACAUGAAGCUGGUCAACGAUUUUGUGACUGAGCUGAUACGGCUUUGUAAAUGCGCCAUUUCAAAGGCCACAAAAGAGCGGGAACAGAGGAACCGCGAAAUGGAAUUGAUGAGUGUCUAAUGAGCAGAAUUUGGGAGGCACAUUGAUUGGCGUGACAGUCUUUUGGCGGGUUUACAUUGCUCCCUUUGCAUUUCUGGAUUUUUGGACUUGGGGGCUUUCUUAGAGGAUAUUAGACAUGUAGGAUACGGGGUGUUGUUUCAAGGCAGGUUAUAAUUAGAUCAUCUGUUCCAUUUUCAAUCUCAUUUGCCCUCUGACUU